CACAGUAAUGUUCUACUAGCGUCACUUCACUGUUAGGUUAACUGUACGGUUUUAUCGUUAUAAUAUAAAGUGCAUGACUACAUUAGGUUGGUUAUCUGGUCUGAAUCGUCUGGUUUUCACUCUCCCAGUUCUCUCCCAGUUCACCCCAGCGCAGUUGAGUGUUUUUUCGCGUCUUGAGUCUGUCUCCCCCUCCUGUCUCGAUCCUCGGUGUCUCUCCUCGAUUAUUUUCCACUCAGUUUCUCGCAGUGUUAAAAUGGCGGCGUUGAGCAGCGCCGAGUCCCCACCGCCCGUCUUCAACGGAGACCCCAUGGACCGCGAUGCGGAGCGGGAGGCCGGGCUGGAGGAGCUGGGCACGGGGCUGGCCUCCACCUGCUCCGGGGGGAUCCCCGAGGCUCAGCAGGACAUUCCCGAGGAGAUAUGGAACAUCAAACAGAUGAUUAAGCUGACUCAAGAGCACAUAGAGGCACUUCUGGACAAGUUUGGCGGUGAACACAACCCUCCGUCCAUAUACCUGGAGGCUUAUGAAGAGUAUACCAGUAAGCUUGAUGCGCUGCAACAGAGGGAGCAGCAGCUGCUGGAGGCAAUCGGAAACGGAACCGAGUUCUGCUCCUCUCCCACCCCCAGCCCGCUGGAGAUGAAGCUAGUGGCUUCACAAAGUCUCCCUGCUGCCCCAAAUACCCUGGCUGUGCUGCAGACCCCCACCGACGCUGCCCGCGGCAACCCUCGCUCACCCCAGAAACCCAUCGUCAGAGUCUUUCUGCCCAACAAACAGAGGACAGUGGUCCCGGCGCGCUGCGGGAUGACCGUAAGGGACUCUUUGAAGAAGGCUCUCAUGAUGCGAGGCCUGAUCCCAGAAUGCUGUGCUGUCUACAGGAUUCAAGAUGGGGAGAAGAAGCCCAUUGGUUGGGACACAGACAUCUCUUGGUUGACAGGAGAGGAGCUGCAUGUGGAGGUUUUGGAGAAUGUGCCCCUGACAACCCAUAAUUUUGUGAGGAAGACCUUCUUUACGUUGGCCUUCUGUGACUUCUGCCGGAAGCUGCUGUUCCAGGGCUUCCGCUGCCAGACGUGUGGCUACAAGUUCCACCAGCGCUGCAGUACCGAGGUCCCGCUUAUGUGUGUCAACUAUGACCAGCUGGAUUUAUUACUGGCGUCCAAGUUCUUAGUGCACCACCCCAUUACCCAGGAGGAGGUGUCAUCGGAGGGCACCACCCCUGUGUCAGAAGUGUGUCCGUCCAUCCCGCCAUCUGACUCCACAGGAUCGCUGUGCCAUCCGAGUGUGUCCCCGUCCAAAUCCAUCCCCAUCCCACAGAGUUUCCGGCCAGGAGAGGAAGACCACCGUAACCAGUUUGGCCAGAGAGAUCGUUCUUCCUCAGCCCCCAACGUCCAUAUCAACACAAUCGAGCCAGUCAACAUUGAUGACUUGAUUCGUGAUCAAGGUUUGCAGAGAUCAGAAGGAGCCCCCCCGCCCCUCCCAGCUCGCUGCUUGAGGAAGCACAGAACGCGGACCUCUUCUCCCCUCCCAUACUCCUACCCCAAUGACAUUGUGUUUGAUUUUGAGCCUGAGCCUGUGUUCAGAGGCUCCACUACUGGGCUGUCAGCCACACCCCCUGCCUCCCUGCCUGGUUCCCUGACCAAUGUGAAGGUUCCGCAGAAGUCGCCCUGCCAACAGCGGGAGCGCAAGUCGUCGUCCUCGUCCGAGGACCGCAAUAAAAUGAAAACGCUGGGCCGACGGGACUCUAGUGACGACUGGGAGAUUCCAGAGGGUCAGAUCACUUUGGGCCAGCGGAUAGGAUCUGGUUCUUUUGGAACCGUCUACAAGGGGAAAUGGCACGGCGACGUGGCAGUAAAGAUGUUGAAUGUCACUGCACCUACUCCUCAACAGCUACAGGCCUUCAAGAAUGAAGUGGGGGUCCUCAGGAAAACUCGGCACGUCAAUAUUCUGCUCUUCAUGGGUUACACCACCAAGCCCCAGCUGGCUAUCGUCACACAGUGGUGCGAAGGCUCCAGCCUCUACCAUCACCUGCACAUUAUCGAGACCAAGUUUGAGAUGAUCAAACUGAUUGACAUCGCCCGCCAGACGGCCCAGGGCAUGGACUACCUUCAUGCCAAGUCUAUCAUUCAUAGAGAUCUGAAGAGCAACAAUAUCUUCUUACAUGAAGAUCUUACGGUUAAGAUUGGUGAUUUCGGUCUGGCCACAGUGAAGUCCCGCUGGAGUGGAUCACACCAGUUUGAGCAGCUGUCAGGCUCGAUCUUGUGGAUGGCUCCUGAGGUGAUCCGGCUUCAGGAUAAGAAUCCAUACAGCUUUCAGUCAGACGUCUACGCCUUUGGCAUCGUUCUGUAUGAGCUCAUGUCGGGGGCAUUGCCUUACUCCAACAUAAACAACAGAGACCAGAUCAUCUUCAUGGUGGGCCGGGGUUACCUGUCCCCUGACCUGAGCAAGGUGCGCAGCAACUGCCCCAAGGCCAUGAAGAGACUCAUGGCUGACUGCCUGAAGAAGAAGAGAGAGGAGCGGCCCCUCUUUCCUCAGAUCCUGGCCUCCAUUGAGCUUUUGGCACGCUCUCUACCCAAGAUCCACCGCAGCGCCUCUGAACCGUCCCUCAACCGCGCCGGCUUCCAGACCGAAGACUUCAGUCUGUACGCCUGCGCUUCUCCAAAAACACCCAUUCAGGCUGGAGGCUACGGAGAAUUUUCAGCGUUUAAGUAGUGCCACCAGCUCAACAGUCCAUCCCUCGUCACUUUUUAAAAAUGUCUUGUGUUCCUACAGUGGGUUCAUCCAUAAAAACAGAAAAAAACACCUAGUUUCAAAGAAUGUGCUGUUUUUCUUCCUCUUUACCUGAAGAGCAACGGUGUUGAUGGAAUCGCUAAAAAAAUAAAAACCUUUAAAAAAAAAAAUCAAAGAGUAAAAAAAAAAAAAAAGGAAAAAAAAAAA
Messenger RNA from Astyanax mexicanus (Mexican tetra), 2929 nucleotides. It is a transcript of the gene braf, whose product is annotated as B-Raf proto-oncogene, serine/threonine kinase. The coding region runs from base 74 to 2704 and encodes 876 amino acids. Gene Ontology annotation, molecular function: protein kinase activity; ATP binding. Gene Ontology annotation, biological process: signal transduction; protein phosphorylation. The transcript has 20 exons. The record is from RefSeq and is a predicted model, not a curated record. Gene Ontology annotation, cellular component: mitochondrion; cytosol; plasma membrane. NCBI's taxonomy places the organism in Eukaryota, Metazoa, Chordata, Actinopteri, Characiformes, Acestrorhamphidae.